GAUACUCAACUGUCGCAAUGUCUACCUCCGAGCUCGCCACCUCCUACGCAGCCCUCAUCCUCGCCGAUGACGGUGUCGACAUCACUGCCGACAAGCUCCAGUCCCUGAUCAAGGCCGCAAAGAUCGAGGAGGUUGAGCCCAUCUGGACAACUCUGUUCGCUAAGGCUCUCGAGGGCAAGGAUGUCAAGGACCUGCUCCUGAACGUCGGCUCUGGCGGCGGUGCUCCCGCUGCUGGUGCUGCCGCUGGCGGCGCUGCCGGCGGUGACGCCGCUGAGGCCGCUCCCGCUGAGGAGGAGAAGGCUGAGGAGAAGGAGGAGUCCGACGACGACAUGGGCUUCGGUCUUUUCGACUAAGCGUCUUCUCUCCUCCUUUCUUUCGCCAUUUGCCUUUCUCGGGGUUGCUCAACACGGAUCAACGGUGCAUAUUCCCAUUGCUGGGGUGGAAAUAGUCACGACCUUUCAGUGACACGGCUUGCAUACCGGCCGAACCGGAACACGAUGACGGCGUCAUGAGAUACGUAUAGGUCGGCAGGUCAAUGGAACAAAUCCAAAAAGUGCAAAAGCUGGAGCCACCUUGUGAUGUGUUGGGUUUCUCCAGACGAUCUGGCUUUGUGCGGCAUGGCUACAACCGAAGAGAUUACGACGUAGCUGGGUCUCCUCCGCGAUGUCCGCUCAAUGUGAUCGACUACUCAAUCGCUC
Molecule: messenger RNA, 698 nt
Organism: Macroventuria anomochaeta
Lineage: Eukaryota; Fungi; Ascomycota; Dothideomycetes; Pleosporales; Didymellaceae
Product: ribosomal protein 60S
Exons: 4
Coding region: 18-353 (111 amino acids)
Biological process (GO): cytoplasmic translation; translational elongation
Cellular component (GO): ribosome; cytosolic large ribosomal subunit
Molecular function (GO): ribonucleoprotein complex binding; protein kinase activator activity; structural constituent of ribosome
Source: RefSeq, a predicted model, not a curated record